Messenger RNA from Cydia strobilella, 663 nucleotides. RefSeq lists its product as uncharacterized. Bases 16 to 639 code for a protein of 207 amino acids. The record is from RefSeq and is a predicted model, not a curated record. NCBI's taxonomy places the organism in Eukaryota, Metazoa, Arthropoda, Insecta, Lepidoptera, Tortricidae. Gene Ontology annotation, cellular component: extracellular region. The transcript has 2 exons. Gene Ontology annotation, molecular function: chitin binding.
AUUGAGAACAGCAAAAUGGACAGCAGGUUCGGAGUUGCAGUAUUCCUCGUACUUUGCUGCAUGUGGCAAGCCCACGCUGCCGUCAACUGCACGGCGGCCGGUCGGUUCGCGGACCCCGACGACACCACCUGCCAGAACUACACCCUCUGCGUCUACGACAGCUCCACCAGUACCUACCUCUCCUAUAACUACGUCUGCCCCACCACCUCCGUCUUCAACCCGAACACGGCUCAGUGCACAGCGUCCACCAACUACGUCUGCAACGUAACAACAUCAGUGUGCACAGAAGAUGGCUACAUAGCCGAUCCUGAUUCGACAAACUGCACUACUUACAUACAAUGCGUCGAGAUUAACGGUACCUUCGUGGAAACAACGUACACCUGUCCGGAUGACACGUAUUACGAUCCGAACACUACAUUGUGUGAAUCCGACUACAACUGUACCACCACCUCCACGUUCACUUGCACGGCAGCAGGAAGGUACGCAAACACUACGGACACUACAUGCCAAACUUAUAUUUAUUGCGUAUUGGCGUCCAAUGGUACUUACCUCGAAUAUGACUAUACUUGCCCUUCCACGUCCGUAUUUAAUCCCAAUACUGCACAAUGUACCACAAGCUACACUUGCACAACUUCUUAACAAAUUCUGUUCCUAUGUGAAGUA